AUUUUAUUGAGCGCCGACUUCUUCCAGGCGAUCGCGGCGGAGUAGCGGCUUCGGGACUGGCUUUGUGGAGGUGAUCACCGCAGAGACAGGUUACAGAAUUCAUCUACAAUGGGGAAUGUUUUUGAAAAACUGUUUAAAAGCCUAUUUGGGAAGAAGGAAAUGCGGAUUCUCAUGGUGGGCUUGGAUGCAGCUGGCAAAACCACCAUUUUGUACAAGUUGAAGCUGGGAGAGAUUGUGACAACCAUCCCUACCAUAGGUUUCAAUGUGGAGACUGUAGAAUAUAAAAACAUCAGCUUCACAGUCUGGGAUGUUGGUGGCCAAGACAAAAUCAGACCUUUGUGGCGACAUUACUUCCAGAACACUCAAGGUCUGAUUUUCGUGGUUGACAGUAAUGACAGAGAGCGGGUCAAUGAGGCCCGGGAAGAACUAACCAGAAUGUUAGCAGAAGAUGAGCUCCGAGAUGCAGUUUUAUUGGUGUUUGUAAACAAACAGGAUCUUCCUAAUGCCAUGAAUGCAGCGGAGAUCACAGACAAGCUCGGCUUACAUUCCCUUCGCCAGAGAAACUGGUACAUUCAGGCUACGUGUGCCACCAGCGGAGAUGGGCUCUACGAAGGCCUGGACUGGCUCUCCAACCAGCUCAAAAACCAGAAGUGAUCAGAAACAGCCCAUUCCCCGUGCAUUGUGGCAAAGCCAGCUGGCCUUUCCUGUGUGCAUGUGAGCGUGUGAGGAGCCCAUGGGGCUGUGCAGCUGGGAGUGGGGGCGGCUUUCUCACACCGUGCCUUAUACACGCUAUAGGAAAACCAGUAUUCCAUUUCAAGAAAACCAGUGUUACAUUUUGAAUGCUACCUUCCAUUUCACUAGCUUCGAUGGUCAUUUUUGCUGAGGCCUCCCCUGGGUGUGAUAGCUAGAACAUCUCCAGGCUGGAAAAUAAGACAGCUGGAGCCAGACAGGUCCCAUUGUUGCAAUCCUGGGUCUGGCAUCUCCACACACCCUGAAUCCUGUUGGAUUUCAAUGUCCUUUUGUGAAAAGAAAGGAAGGAACUGUCAUUUUUCCCCAUCGUGCCAAAGCUAGCAGCUCACUUGUAUGCUUUAAAGCGAUCGCAAGAGGAGAUCUGUGAUUAUCACAGGUGUGAAGAGGCUCCAGGGGGGACCGCUUCCCGAGUUCUGUUAGUUCAGCCCAACUUGGUUAGCUUGUUUUAGUCCAAGGAAUUUGUGACCUUUUUCAUUAGAGUAUCAAGACUGUAACACUAGAGAAGUUUCCAGCCUGUCCCUUACUUGCCAAAUGGAGACCCUGUGGGCUGGUGGCCCAGCAGGAGGCCAGGACUCUUCCCCCAAGCCACAUGGUCCACAGUGGAGCGCAGGUUGGCUGGAGGAAGUGAAGGGAGGUGGCUCUUGUGUUCUGGCAUCACUGUCUUGGCCCUCGAGGCUGCUGCUCCCACUUCCUGCUCUGUGCUGAAUGUUCUUCGCUGAAGCGGUUACUCCUGGGUGGAGUCGUCCCUGUGUCCAAUUGUCUGCUGUAGGCCUUUGGUUAGUAUCUGUUUGCUGAACUGCACACUCAUGAGUUCUGAGUUUGUGAGACAGUCAUGAGAUUAAUAUAGGGGAUGAAGCUCCCAGUGACCCCUUGUACUCCCUGGGUUGGUGCUAAACUUUGCUCCGAGAAGCAUCUUUUACCUGGACUGCUCUGGUGGCAUGGACUCCCUCCUCAAUGGCAGUAGUGGUCCAAGAGCUGUUUGGGAAUGUGUGCUGUGUUGUCUUGCAGAUAGUGAUAGAUAGGAAGGUCUGGAGAGGGGCUGGGUUCAGCUCCAAGCCCUCUGGCCAUACAACUCUUGGCCACAUUUUACUUAAGCCCUUCUGCUUAACCUUUUAAAACCCCUUUCAAAAAAAAUCUUGAUUCCUAUUUUAGGAAGGGGAACGCAAGUUUAAUUUCAAGGAACAUGAUAAAUCUGCUCAUUGGUAACAAAGUUAUACUAGGAAAAAUUCUAUGCCAUUGUGAAUGUGGGCUGUGAUGAGUCUUUAACAAUCCACUUAAAGAAUGUUCAUUGCAAUACUGGCGACUGAGUCCAGAUGUGGUUUUUGACACAGAGGAAUUCCUGCAAAAUGUUGAAAUUGUACACCUCCCGUUGGCAGGGAGUCUCUUGCCCUUUGUAAUUAUGCUUAGUGUGCCUGGCCUGGUGCUAGGCCGCAGUAACCGUGGUGAUUGGUUAGACAAUAAAGAACUUACUUGGGAAGGAGGAGACACGGCGAUGUACUCCUGAUGUGUG
Messenger RNA from Microtus oregoni (creeping vole), 2260 nucleotides. Its product is annotated as ADP-ribosylation factor 2. The transcript has 5 exons. The record is from RefSeq and is a predicted model, not a curated record. Gene Ontology annotation, molecular function: GTP binding; GTPase activity. Gene Ontology annotation, biological process: intracellular protein transport; vesicle-mediated transport. Bases 109 to 654 code for a protein of 181 amino acids. Gene Ontology annotation, cellular component: plasma membrane; cytoplasm. Lineage: Eukaryota; Metazoa; Chordata; Mammalia; Rodentia; Cricetidae.